AUGUUGUCGCACUUGUCUGGUUCGGCUGUCUCGGCUGAGCAGUAUAAAAGCUUCUUACAAGAGAUAAUCAGCACUUUAAUCGCAGCAAUGCGCACCACUUUUGCGCUUUUCCUGGUGUUGCCUGCUGUCUUAUCAAGCAAGAUCUCAACUGCUCGCCCCAAACGACAAUGCCCAUGCGCCGAAGUACUGCCAGUGCCACCACCAUGCAAAUGUCUAGCUGGAAUUACUGCGCAAUGCACAUGCAUGAGGCCAACAUUCCAGCCCGUCUGCCCGUGCGCUGUGCAGUUGCAGCUCUCGCAAUGUCGAGCAGCUUGUCUACGCACGUGCACUUCUACCUGUGCUCGUAGCGUCUUUGCCGCCACUUGUCCAGCUUCUUGCGGAUAUUCGUGCUCGCACUCAUGCAUGCAUCAACAAGUCGUUCCUAUUCACGUGGUAAUGCCCAAACUCGUCCCUGUAGAGCGGUGUCUUCCGGUAUGUCAACAGUCGUGUACGAGAUCUUGUACGACUGUGUUCACAGUCGAGACGUGCACUCUACUGUGCCCGCAACCGUGCGAACGGAGGUGUAUCAAGAUGUUCCCCAUUUUGAAACACAAAGUGACCAAAAUCAGGACAAUCACGGAAAAGCGCGUUUUGACAGUUAAAAAUUGCUUGGCUGCAUGUAGGCCAAGAUGCGAGCCUCAGUGUAUCUAUGCACGACCUUACCCAAUGGCAACUCUAAUCGAAGAAAGCAGGCCAAUUAUUGAUAACAGAUUGCUCCCAUAUCCAGGUCCAGUUCCUCCAUUCCAAAAGCCCUUGCAAAAACCAAAACACGAUGCAUCCUCUGAAGAGAUGUUGGACGCUGAUCAAUCGAAAGCUGAAGAACUUAAUCCCAAUCUUGCUGCUCAAAAAUAUAUCCAAGAGCAAAGUUCUCGUGAUAUGCAUUCCCCAAUAAAGGAAAACCCGGACCAACAGCAAAUGCCAUUCAAACCCUCAUUUAGCCCACCUUUGCCAAUAACAGAACCCGUAUUUCCAGAAUUGCUGCACAACAAUCCUUCAGUUUCCCAACGAGCCAAUCAUCCAAGGCUUUAUAGUUUCGAUCAAGAAGAAUCUAUCGGUUCGUAUCGAGACGGCUUGGGAGGCUACGAAUAUCCUUCUCGAAUAGAAUUUCCGAAAGAUGCUCGAAGUGGCUGGCAAUCUGCUAUCCCAGAGGACAUGGCAGCGAUGCCUGAACAAUCUGGAAAACAGUCUUCAGGGCUUGAUGGAGCGGAAGAAACUUUUCCU
This is a messenger RNA of Cylicostephanus goldi, 1260 nucleotides long. The record is from the annotation of a GenBank genome assembly. Lineage: Eukaryota; Metazoa; Nematoda; Chromadorea; Rhabditida; Strongylidae.